Molecule: messenger RNA, 402 nt
Organism: Arabidopsis thaliana (thale cress)
Lineage: Eukaryota; Viridiplantae; Streptophyta; Magnoliopsida; Brassicales; Brassicaceae
Product: metal ion-binding protein
Exons: 3
Coding region: 1-402 (133 amino acids)
Source: RefSeq, marked reviewed
AUGUUUUCGUCAAGUCGUACAUCUACAAGCCUGACUUGUGGGUUUAAAGUGAACACUAGCUCUCCCGAAUGGCACAAGAGCAUGACCAAAAUCCUCAAGAAAAUCAAAGGAGGGAAUUUUUGGAUAGACGUGGACGAAGGAAUGGCAUACGUCACGGGUCAUGGCGAUCCAAACAAGCUAUUGAAACUAAUGGGUUCAAAGAGAGGAAAAGAUGCUGAAAUGGCUUUUGUGAAAACCGGAACGCAACAUCAUCAACAUCAUCAUCAUCAUGAUCCCAGUUUUUACAGUCAGAGCUCAUACCCCGGCCAAUGGGGAGGGUACUACCCUGUUGGCUCGACGAUGCAACCUUACCAUCAACAAUAUCCAUAUUCCGGCGGAUAUAAUAACUACGGUUAUUAUUAG